AUGAUGAGCAGUAAUUACUGCAGCAACACUUCAGCCAGCAUGAGCGUCAGUGAAAUGUCUGCCUUCCCUCUGACUUUAGAACAAAAAACUGGCUUUGCCUUUGUGGGGAUUUUGUGUGUUUUCUUGGGACUUCUAAUUAUCAGAUGCUUCAAGAUCUUGCUAGACCCCUACAGCAGUAUGCCUUCUUCCACAUGGGAAGAUGAAGUUGAGGGGUUGGAUAAAGGGACAUUUGAAUAUGCUCUUGCAUGA
Molecule: messenger RNA, 249 nt
Organism: Cinclus cinclus
Lineage: Eukaryota; Metazoa; Chordata; Aves; Passeriformes; Cinclidae
Gene: CTXN2
Product: cortexin 2
Exons: 1
Coding region: 1-249 (82 amino acids)
Source: RefSeq, a predicted model, not a curated record